Molecule: messenger RNA, 1788 nt
Organism: Cyprinus carpio (common carp)
Lineage: Eukaryota; Metazoa; Chordata; Actinopteri; Cypriniformes; Cyprinidae
Gene: entr1
Product: endosome associated trafficking regulator 1
Biological process (GO): positive regulation of cilium assembly; positive regulation of protein localization to cilium; regulation of cytokinesis
Cellular component (GO): centrosome; midbody; early endosome
Source: RefSeq, a predicted model, not a curated record
GAAGAAGAAGAAGAAGAAGGAGGAGGAGAGACAUCAGGAGAUUAGUGCUAUUUGUGAGAUACAGUAAUGAAUUAUGGUUUAUAACAUAAUAUUUGACAUUGAACAUAAUUAAACGAAACAUUUACUGGGGAUACAUUUUACUUUCUGCAGUACUUCAUCUCUUUCUGCAUCUUUUCCUUUCCUUCACACCGUAAUGUAAUGUUGAGCUUAGGUAUUUAGCAAAAACAGUCUGCUGGAUACUUUACGUCUCUGAUCAAGCUGAAUCUGUAAGUUAUCAUGUCUAAACACAGGACGAAAAAGCUCAUCAUUGAAGAUGAUGAGCCAAAGCAAGAUGAGCUGAAUCCGUUUUCUUUCAAGGAGUUCGUCCGAUACAAGAACCAGCAGUCUUGUACUACAGAAGCCACAGAGGUGUGUGGUGGAGCAUUCAACGUCGAACAGGAUUAUAACACCUCCAUAGAUUUUGCCACGAAGGGGCCGUUCUUCUCAGACCCGUCUGCGCUCUGUCAGCCUUCUGAAAACGAACCUGAGGAAACAUGGAUUGAAAGCUGCCGCCCAUCAGCCCUUGAUGGUUCUCAUGACUUCGAACUAUCUGGUACUUUAGACCUCAGUGCUUUCUCUGAGCAGUCAUCUCUCUGCAGUGAUGAGAGGGGAGCACAUGUAACUGAAUGGGAACUGUGUAAUUCUGACUUCCUGCCAAAGAGCCACUUAGCUAGAAGAAGCACAGGAAGCUAUGAGGGUGAUGAAGAGACUUCAGUGAUUGACAUUUCCUUCCAUCCGAAGAGGAGUAAUGCUGAAAAUGGCACAAAGAAUCCCCAACAGCUUAGAGAAGAGAAUUCUCUACUCAGAAAGCAAGUCAAAGAACUCCUUAGAAGGUCAGAAUCUGACUCCAAAAGGAUCAAACAACUGACGGAUGAGUUGCACAACAAGAAGUUGCAGGAGGAGAGAGAGGCUAAGGCUUUGGAGACAAUGGUGCAGUCAGUAGAACAAAACCUUGAGUUAAUGACGAAGCGAGCAGUCAAAGCUGAAAAUAGUAUUUCAAAAUUGAAACAAGAGAUACAACAACUCCAGGGUCAGCUUGAAGGAUAUAAAAGUGAAAAUGAGAGGCUAAGAUAUGGAGAAACUACAGCCUUAACUACAAUGAGACACAAUGCACAAGUGGCCUCUGAGUACCUUAACAAAGCAGCUCAAGAUGCAGAGACUUCUAUUAAGCAGCUGCUGUCAGGAAGAGAGACACUGUGUUAUGUUUCCCAGUUAUUGACAUCUAUUGACAAGAUCACCGAGAUUCAUGAUUGACUUUCUCUUUAAACAUCAUGUUCUGUACUCUAUAGACUCACUGCAUUUGCAUGGUACAUCGUUUAUUUUGUUCAUCCACUUCAUUAAAAUCAUGUUUAGUUUAUAGAAAAUAACAAAAUGAGGUGUGAUGGGCCAAAUGAUUAACAAAAUAAGCUCUAGCAGGAACCAAAUAAAAAAAGUGUACCAAAUAGUGCCUUGGAUUCUCACCAAAAUCAAAGAUCUAUAUUGUAGUAGAGUAUGGGGAAACAAUAUUUUCAAAAACGUUUUGCACUUUUAUUAAACAAUGAGUCAAGUCACUUCUUAAAAUACUAUAGCAGAUUAUUAACCAGAUUUUGUUUUAUGAUAUAUAACUUAACAUAUUUGAUAUGUUCUAAAUAUGUUCUAAAUUACAACAUUUUAAGUAUUUGUUUAUUUAAAAAUACUUUACUAAUCAAUACUGGAUUGUGUGCCUUAUAUUCAUAAUGCUCUUUAUUGAUUUAAUAAAGAAGAUUAUUU